Molecule: messenger RNA, 1386 nt
Organism: Histoplasma mississippiense
Lineage: Eukaryota; Fungi; Ascomycota; Eurotiomycetes; Onygenales; Ajellomycetaceae
Exons: 2
Coding region: 1-1386 (461 amino acids)
Source: RefSeq, a predicted model, not a curated record
AUGGAAGCAGAGAAAACCUCUUCCCUCUUGAAAAAAUCUUCAAGAAAGACCUCUCCAUUCUCCCCCUAUCGUGGGACACUCUUCCAUCAAGCUGGAUCAAGCUCACAAAACCGCGCAUCCAGCACAAUACCCCUUACACUAUCUCCACCGCCUUCCAGCUCCGAGAUCUCUAGCUUGGAUAUUCAAGAGAAAACUCCUGGCAGAAAAGUAUCUCCUCUUUCUCUCCCUCCCCCAUUGAUACGCGUCAAAACACCAACUCCGGUUCCAACAGCAUCAAAAAGCAUCGCACCACCACCCUUUUAUCCGCCAACGACAGCAGCACAUACCAAUUUCAAGGAGAUUCUCAUCCACACGGCAAAGUGCGACAAAUGCAACAAGCAUAAUAAAGCCACAUUGCAACGCUGCACGACUUGUGGAUUCCAGAUUUGCACACCGUGCUGGCUUAAUAGGGGCGGCGGGCAGCAUAUGGUCACGCGGGUGUUCAAGGGACCCGUAUUCAAUCCUAAUGCGGUAGAUGAAGAGAAUGUGGAUGAUGGAGAUGAUGAAGAGGAUGGAGUAGAAGAUACCGAUGACCAGAUGUCUCAUGAAAGUAACGAUAUCGAGGACAAUAACUCCGAUAUCAUAAUAGUAUCAGAAAAUAAAAACAACGACACAACGAUAAAGACUGAUGAUUCUGACGAUGUCCUUUCGAUCCAUUCGAUCGACAAGCAUGGUGGCUCUCCCUCUGCCUUACACUGCAAAAACAGAUGUUUGGAUACCUCCCAGCGAGCAGGUCAGACAGGGGAAGCCGCCUGCCCCGUGUACUCAUACAGCAGCGACAUCCCAGACCCCGGCUCUGAGGAUUGCAAUGGCGCGAAUGAGUUGCCAGCAUAUCAAACUGACCGCGCGCUACCGAUUGCUCGUCGAUACUCCUAUAGCUCCCUAACCAGCCAGGACGAGAACGACUCCAGAGGUGAAGGGGUUGCUAUGGGGAUAAGCUGCCAAAAUGCCAGAGACAUAGACAAGAACCGCCGCUAUUACAGCGACCUGGCUCCCGAGUCCCGCGAACGGAUCGAUGUCCUCAUCAACACGGCCAUAAGCCUAUUUGAAGAUGCUGCCUUCGAUCCCUGCCAAAGCCGAACCACAGAUCCGGCCUCCGCCCACAACCUCCACUCCCCCCUCUUCGUCCCCAUUGGCCCAGACGACCAGCUCACACCCGCAUAUAACGAGCGCCUCUCGGCGCCAACAGCCAUCCCAGCUCUAGUCUCAGAAUUAGCUGCAGACCACCCUCCGCGCAAGAGGGACUUGGGCGAUAUUGAGGGGCGGGAAAGUGUUUGGAGAGGUCCGUUUAUUGAUGAGAGCACUGACGAGGAGGGAGAUUGGAGGGAUCGCGGGUGCAGCGGAUGA